AUGGCGGAACAGAGCAAAGAUCACUGGCACUCUGGUAACUACCAGCACUCGGCGUCUUUUGUGCCAAAGCUGGCCGGCAAAGUGACUCAGUGGCUUGAUUUACAAAAAGACGAUGUUGUACUGGAUAUUGGCUGCGGCGAUGGCAUCUUGAAUCUGGAAUUCGCCAAGGUGCUGUCCCAGGGCAAAGGGUCCAUCCACGGCAUCGAUAGCUCCGCAGCCAUGAUUGAAGCGGCCAAGGAGCUGUGCAAGGAGCAUCCGAAUGCUACCUUUGAGGUUCUCGACGGGAACAAAAUGCACAGCAGCGCCGCGCUCCAGCAGGGAACGUUUACCAAGGUCUUUUCCAACGCCGCCAUGCACUGGAUCCUGCGGGAAGAAGCCACCCGCCAGCCCUUUUUCCGCGCCGUGCACGCCGCCCUCGCGCCCGGCGGCACGUUUGCCUUUGAGAUGGGCGGCCUCGGCAACAUCAAGGAGAUGGCGGCCGCGCUGCUCGUGGCCUGCGCACCGCGCGCGCCCGGCGGGAUGCCGGCCGUCGUGGCGCGCCACUACCCGUGGUUCUUCCCCGACGAGGCCUGGGCGACGGCGGCGCUCGAGGGCGCGGGUUUCCGCGUGGACCGCGUCGAGCGCGAGUGGCGCCCGACGGCGGCGGACAAGGGCGGCGUGGAGGGCUGGGUCAGGUUGAUGGGGAGCAUGAUCCUGGAGAGCGUGCCGGAAGGCGCCGAGAGGGAGGAUGCGAUCAGGGAGGCGGUCGAGGCGCUGCGGGUGGUGUGUGAUGAUGGACGAGGGGGGGAGAUGAUUUCGUAUGUGCGUCUCAGAGCAUUGGCUACAAAAGUGUAA
This is a messenger RNA of Akanthomyces muscarius, 834 nucleotides long. RefSeq lists its product as uncharacterized. The record is from RefSeq and is a predicted model, not a curated record. The transcript has 4 exons. Bases 1 to 834 code for a protein of 277 amino acids. Lineage: Eukaryota; Fungi; Ascomycota; Sordariomycetes; Hypocreales; Cordycipitaceae.